CAGGUUAUCCGCCUCCCUCUUCAAAGCAAGAGCCUCUCUGUGCCCUCUCGCUCUUUGUCCCGACGAUGGCUUCUCUCGUUUACAACGCCUCCACAAUCGCCGUAACCAAUAACAUUACGCCACGUCAGCACCGUUUCCCAUCUAUCCGUUCGCCUCAACUCGUCUCCGUUUCCAGGCGGAGAUUGACUGUCAGAGCAGCCGAAACCGAUGCUAACGAAGUUAAGCCUGCGGCACCGGAUAAGGCUCCGGCUGCUGCUUCCGAUGGUUCGAGCUUUAAUCAGCUUCUUGGGAUUAAGGGGGCCAAGCAAGAGACAGUGAGUUCCGAGUUUAUUUAGUAUUUAAAGUAUUUG
Molecule: messenger RNA, 350 nt
Organism: Asparagus officinalis (garden asparagus)
Lineage: Eukaryota; Viridiplantae; Streptophyta; Magnoliopsida; Asparagales; Asparagaceae
Product: chlorophyll synthase, chloroplastic-like
Exons: 3
Coding region: 66-335 (89 amino acids)
Source: RefSeq, a predicted model, not a curated record